AUGAGUACCGGCGAGCUCCUCGAUAUUCAACCGGAAGAACUGCAGUUUCCUUUUGAAUUGAGGAAACAGAUCUCGUGUUCUUUACUGUUGUCUAACAAGACCGACAACUAUGUUGCUUUCAAGGUUAAGACUACAAAUCCGAAGAAGUACUGUGUUAGGCCUAACAGCGGGGUUGUGUUGCCGAGGUCGACAUGUGAUGUUAUAGUAACAAUGCAAGCGCAAAAGGAGGCACCUUCUGACAUGCAAUGCAAAGAUAAGUUUCUCCUUCAAAGCGUGAUUGCAAGUCUUGGAACUACCACAAAAGAUAUUAAUCCAGAAAUGUUCAGUAGAGAGGCAGGCCACAAUGUUGAAGAGUGCAAGUUGAGGGUUCUUUAUGUUGCUCCUCCUGGACCUCCUUCUCCAGUUCGAGAAGGAUCUGAUGAAGACUCUUCACCCGAUUCUGCAUCGGAAAACGGGCAUUCAAAUGUUACUGAAUUUACAGCUGCUUCAAGAAAUUUCAAUGGGCGGGAUGAACCUGUGGGUGCUACGUUCGAGACAACAACUCUUGUUUCAAAGGUGACCGAGGAGAGAAAUUUGGCUAUUGACCAACAGAGAAGGCUUCAGCAAGAACUGUUAAAGGUAGAAUGGUAA
Molecule: messenger RNA, 630 nt
Organism: Vicia faba (fava bean)
Lineage: Eukaryota; Viridiplantae; Streptophyta; Magnoliopsida; Fabales; Fabaceae
Source: the annotation of a GenBank genome assembly